UAUUUUAAAAAAGAAUACACAUCCAACAUGGUUGUUUCAAAUCUCAACCACCAAACGUAACGAAGCUCUCAUCGUAGUAAAAAUGAGCAGACAACGUUUUUUAUUCAAUCAACAACUGAGCGUAAAAUGUUCAAGAACAAAUUCUACUUUGUUACAAGCAUGAGUGUGCGCUGGAUUAUAGAUUACAUCUGAACUCAACUCUGUUAUAACAUUUCGAGAUCACUUCAGCAAAAAAAGCGUAGAAAAUUGCCAAAAACGAUAAAAGACUAUAAAAAUUUGUUAAAUUCAGCGUAUAUUGAACAACUGAUUAUUGAUUUUUUUCUUCAAUUUCAAUUUAGCUUUGGAAACUCAAAUGGAGGCACCGGAUUUAUCAUUAACUGUUAAUGCAUUAAUCCCAAAUGGAUCGACAAAACCUGAUUUCUAUUAUACCUAUUACAAUCCACCUGGGCGUCCCAAAUCUAGCUGGAACUAUAAAAAAUCAGUGGCUCAAAACGAUAAUUCCAGGAGCAAAAGUGCACAUCCAAAUACAACAAAAGGGCCUCAAACGUCUUUAGAUCUUAGUCAAAUUAGCCCUCGUGAAUCGAGAAUUUCGAUGGCAUUAGAUCAAGUGAUGCAGAUAAAUGUUAAAAAGGACCCCAGUUUGAGGACGAUCGAUUUGCCUGAGGAAGGGGAGAAACUGGUCACUACACCUCGCGAUGCCCUGCACCCUUUUAGUCACCGUCAGAUUAUGUUUAAUCCCAAAGUGAAAUCGAAAGAGUACAUGCGUGCAGCUGAUCCAUACCACAGUCAAGACUACUACCACAAGGACAGGACAAUCGGCACCCCUCCACCACAAAGACUGCAGCCAUUCCAGGAACAAAACCAACAGACCCCACGUCAGGUAAUCAAUUCCAAUCAACACACCGAGCGAACAUCGCAGGUGCGACCUAUUUCGACACACAAGAUGCCAGAAUGGGGAAAAAACUCCAGUGGGCGGAACAUGGCAGGCAAUCAGAAGCAUUACAUGUUGUACUUGAGGUCUCUCAGACACAGACACGACCACGACAGACAGAACCACAGUCAGAGUGUCGACAGCAGCCUCCAACGUAUUCAGAGCAGCAAGCAUUCUUCUCGCGUGGACCAAUCCAGCGCCAAAGCUCUUUCGAAUGGAGCCAAACGACCUCCUCAGAUGUGCACGCUAACCGAAACCUGGGAUGUGAAACACGCUCGUAACGGGACAUCCAAAUCACCCAUGGACAUCGCUGAGAGAAAGAGUGAAUUCCACCGGGAGUUACUGUAUACCAAGCAGCGCAAACAACAGAUGAAUAUUCGCACGUCCGAGACUCCUAGAGAUGACGAAGGGAUUUUAGAUUGGCUUCUCAGAUCAGUGACUGCAGUACCGUUAGAUUCGAAAUACGCUCCCAGAAACACAACUCGCUUGUUUCAACUGUCAGUUCACGCCCUCGAGAAACAAAUUUCAUCUCCAAGCACAGUCACAAAACCCGAUAGAUCUAAAUCUGCAAUCUUCCCUCGGAAUCCAACAGAGAAUCAAUCGCGGCGCCUUUACAUCGACCCCAAAGUUCGCGCCAAAACUGCCGAUCUGAGGAACCGAGGAGUGUCAAUCAACGUGCUAAGGACUCCCGCAAGCGGAAUCACGAGGGGCCGCAACGUCAAGAGUGCCGUAUCAUCGGCAGCCGGUAGACUUUCCCUGCAUGGCGAUGAGAGCACGGAAGAAAAAGUGGAAAGUUCACGGCGCCUCUGGAGUGCACAUCAUCGGCAGAAUUAUGACAAACGCACAUCUGUUCCAACCGCAACGGACUUGGAUCUAGACUUCGGCCAAGAAGUAAUUCAACAGUACAUUCCAAAUGAGAACAACGAUGACGAAGAAGAAUAUGUAAACGAUGAAACUCUGGCUGGGCUCACUCUUCAAGAAUCUUUUCCACAGAUGGAGUCAAAUUUAGCCACCGCCUAACAUUAAAAACUGAGCACUAACUAACGCGUCACUAACCUUAAAUGCUGCAGAAUACAAAAAUAGAACACAAAACGUGAUAGUUUGAUAACUGAGAGCCAAUUCCAGUUCACCUAAAUCUCGAUAAAAACAAUAGAAAAUAGCUAGAUUUAUUUUGAAUCUUUCUUUUUUCGAAAUCAAGCUUGCUUCCAA
Messenger RNA from Symsagittifera roscoffensis, 2140 nucleotides. RefSeq lists its product as uncharacterized. The transcript has 6 exons. Bases 353 to 1951 code for a protein of 532 amino acids. NCBI's taxonomy places the organism in Eukaryota, Metazoa, Xenacoelomorpha, Acoela, Convolutidae. The record is from RefSeq and is a predicted model, not a curated record.